CUAAUUAGAUUGAAUGAUAUGCAGAAUUAUACAUACCGAAAACUAUAAGACGAAAUCAGAGACAUGGUUUGGGUUUUGGCUUAUGGGCAGUAACGUGCUCUCUUUUCUCUCUAUUGCGUUGACUUGCAGUGGUUAAAGCUUAACAUAUUGCACUAAAAACUGUUUUUGCGAAAGUCGUCAGUUAAAAUGGCAUCAGUUAUCAUAUUCAUGCAUAUGUUAUUUGGAUAAAAAGUAUAAAAAGUCAUAAAGAAUUACUUUUUAUAAAAUGUAGUAUUUACAUCAUGAUCACUUGUAUCAAGUUAGCAAUAAAAAAGGGAUAGUGUAAAAACAGUAUCGCUUAUUUUAUAAUUAUGAUAAUUCUGCAACAUGGAACAUGUUAUGUCUACCUUAUUAUCUUAUAUAAGAUUUAUCUUAUAUAAGAUGUUACUCGCAACUUCGCAGAAGUGUUGCAGUAACGAUAGUGGCAUCAUCAUUGUCGGCAACAGACAUAACGAUAUUAAACGAACGUUAUAACAUAUAAUAACUCAUAAAUAAUCAAUAACUCCUUAAUUAUCGAAAUUGUAGUUAUCUCGUUAUCAUAUCGUAACUUCAAAGAAUUAAUAUAGUAUUCAAGUGCAUGUGCCUUUAAAAGUUUUCUGGAGCGAAAGAAGUAAGCAGAAAUUUCACGAUUUACAUCAUUUACUUUUUAAGAAGAACGUGGACUACUACUUUGGAUUCUUAGUAUUACAGAUAGAACAUAAUUAACAUUUCACAAACCCAGAGAGACGAAGCGAAGGAAAGUCGGAUACCAUUUAUAUUACCCAAUAAACGAUGAUUACCAGUGUACUACUCUCAUGUGCUGUUAUCGUAUUUUUAUAUUAUUAUGUUAUCCACCUUGCAAGAUUUAGGCGUCUUAUCAAUCUUAUUCCGGGACCACCAAUGUUUCCAAUUAUCGGUGAUCUUGAAAUCAUGUCUCUUACUUCACGUGAGAAAUAUAUGGAAAUAAUAGUAACACGAUUUAAAAAAUAUAAUCCCAUUUAUAAAUUUUGGCUCCUUACGAUCGCUUAUAUUAGCAUUAGCCAUCCGGAUGACAUGCAGACAUUAAUGAACAGCACGAGAAAUAACGAGAAGGGCAUGGCGUACAAAUUACUUCAUACAUGGUUAGGAGACGGUCUUCUGCUUAGUAAAGGAGCAAAAUGGCAAGAAAGGCGAAAGAUUCUAACGCCUGCGUUUCACUUUCAUAUAUUAAAAGAUUUUGAUAUCUUGAUCGAGGAAAGCAAUAAUAUGGCGAAAUCAUUGAAAGAUAUAAAAAACUCAACUGUCGAGGAUUUAGAGUCUUUCAUUAGCCGCCAUACCUUGAAUAUAAUAAGCGAAACUUAUGGCACUUCCUUGCGAAAUCUAGAUGAACUUGAACAACAGCAGUACCGCGAAGCAGUCUAUGAGUUAGGAGACAUACUAUUUUACAGGGUCUUCCGACCGUGGUAUUACAGCGACAUGACAUCGAUCUCGCCGAGAUACAAGGAUCACGUUAAAUGCCUGAAAAUACUACACGAAUUUACGGAAAAAGUUAUUAAGGAAAGGAAACAAUAUCACGAAUCCACUAAUGGACGAUUUCUAAAUUUUGAAAAAGCUGGAGAAGAUGAAGAAAUGAUAGGAGGAGGGAAGAAGAGACUUGCCAUGUUGGAUCUUUUGAUAGCGGCGUCCAAAGAUAGCAAUUUGAGCGAUCUGGAUAUUAGGGAAGAAGUCGAUACCUUCAUGUUGAAGGGUCAUGAUACCGUAGCAAUGGCAUUGAUUUUCGCUAUAUUACUGUUAGCCGAACAUAAGGAUAUUCAGGAUCGUGUCAGAAAUGAAGUCAAUGCUGUGAUGGAGGAGAACGGAGGAAAACUUACUAUGGCAGUCACAGAUUUGACAUAUUUGGAUAGAUGUUUGAAGGAAGCGUUGAGAUUGUAUCCCAGUGUUUUCUACAUUCUCCGAAAGUUAACGGAAGACGUAAUGAUGCAAUCAUAUCUAGUGCCUGCUGGAACGCAAGUGUAUGUUGACAUUCUCAGUCUUCACAAAAAUCCUGAAUUCUGGCCAAAUCCAGAGGUGUUCGAUCCAGAUAGAUUUUUGCCAGAACUGGUGCAAAAUCGUCAUCCUUUUGCUUAUGUACCGUUUAGCGCAGGAUCGCGGAAUUGCAUAGGUCAACGAUUUGCCAUGAUGGAAAUGAAGGUUGUAGUUGCUUUCCUGGUGCAUAAAUUUUAUUUGGAGCCCAUGCAACGCGCGGCAGACGUUCGACUUACAGGCAAUAUAAUACUUCGUCCUGCGCACCCGGUACGCGUAAAAUUUGUCCCAGUCCAAGGUGCACACGCAACGAAAGUUGCAUAGGAACACGAACAUACAUAAAAACCUAACAUGUUUAAAGGAAAAAUGAUAAAUUAUUUCGUGCAUUGUCGCAUGACAUGAAUCAAUAUCACAAAUAAGAUAAUUAUUGUAUACAUAUGAAUGUCUAAUAGGAAUAUGCAUGAUACUUAUUCAGAUUGAUUGGCUUGCUUUGAGUACUUUUCUUGACUAGUCUAAUUUAGGAUAUGAUAAGGGAAAAAACAAUAUUUUUUUAUAUACUAGACAUUAAUCACUUUUAUCGCGUUGAUUUAUAAUCAAGGUUUCUUUUUCAUUCUUAUAUUCUCGAUAAUAAAAUAUCAAUGUAUAUUUAUUACAAUUUGUAUUGCUCUUACUGUGUCUCCAAGCUGCCCGCAAAUCUGUAGUGCUCAAGUUUUUGCUUAGUGAGUUCACGUGUACUAUUCUGAACAAAGGAUUACUGGUUACUGUUAAAGAGUAUUCUCAAAUCUUGCUGUUUGAAUAGAGCGCGUUAUGUGAAUGCGACUUUUGUGUGAGUGAUGGCGCUGAGCGAUGAGUGAGGAUCGAUAUCGAUCCUAUGUGGAUGUAUGUUUUUGUUUUUCGAUCGCUUUUGGCGCGUAACCGUUCAGUCCUUGCGUUAUAUUUACCUCGUGCGCAUAAGAGAUUAGGACUUGAUUUAUACGAUGUUCAUUUAGUUAUACAAGACUUAUGUUUAACAAGCACAGUUAUUUAUGUGACAUUAAAUCAGUUGUAAGCAUUAA
Ooceraea biroi (clonal raider ant) is the source of this 3074-nucleotide messenger RNA. Its product is annotated as cytochrome P450 4C1. Gene Ontology annotation, molecular function: oxidoreductase activity, acting on paired donors, with incorporation or reduction of molecular oxygen; heme binding; iron ion binding. Lineage: Eukaryota; Metazoa; Arthropoda; Insecta; Hymenoptera; Formicidae. The record is from RefSeq and is a predicted model, not a curated record.